Molecule: messenger RNA, 1109 nt
Organism: Octopus sinensis (East Asian common octopus)
Lineage: Eukaryota; Metazoa; Mollusca; Cephalopoda; Octopoda; Octopodidae
Product: soma ferritin-like
Exons: 7
Coding region: 193-819 (208 amino acids)
Biological process (GO): intracellular iron ion homeostasis; iron ion transport
Cellular component (GO): cytoplasm
Molecular function (GO): ferrous iron binding; ferric iron binding
Source: RefSeq, a predicted model, not a curated record
UGAACUUUAAACACCAACGUCAUAUUGUAACUCGCUCCCGCAAAAGGAAGAGUCGUGUCAGUUGGUCAUUACAAACACCCAAAGGCUGCUGCUGUUUUUUUUUUCUUACAUCUGUAACAAGUGAACGGUGAUAUUUUUUUCUUGCCACCAGGAGACCAACAGCAUCACCGAAAUAAAAUAAAAGUUUUUAAAAUGGACAACAACAGCAAAAUAAUGAGGAGAACUAUCAGCAUAUUACUUGUUUUCAAUCUGUGGAUAUCUUUAUCCGCCGCAAAUUCCUAUUGUCUUGAUAAGAAUGACGUUCAACGAUUAAACAACCAGAUAAAGAGAGAGUUAGAAGCGAGCAUCUUUUACAUGGCGGCGUCUCAUUAUUUCGAAAGAAGUGAUAUGGCUUUGCAUGGCGUUUCUAAAUUCUUCCAUAAAAUGUCCUCUGAAGAGAAAGGUCAUGCCGAUAAACUGAUGACCUACAUGAACAUGAGGAGAUCUCCACCUAAAACACCAAAUGUUACGGUUUGCGAAGAUUUAACAGGAAAUAGUCUUGCCGGACUUUGCAAAAAGUUAACAGGCACAGUCCCUACUUCAAACAAAAUAGACAUGCUCCUAAAAGCGAUGACAAUGGCAAAUGAUUUGGAAAAGGCGAUCUUUGAAAAAUUGCAGGAAAUAGCCAAAACAACUAGCGACCAUGAGUUGAAAUAUUUUAUUGCACAUGAAUUUCUAGAGGAGCAAGUUAAGUCCAUCAAGCAAAUCUCCGACUACGAAACACAACUGAAGAAAAUGGGAAGUGGCUUGGGCUUCUAUAUUUUCGACCAGUGGUUUUAACCAGCAUUAAGGAAAGCAUUAAAAGGAAGAUGUUUGUUAAAAGCCACAUAUAUUCAUAUUAUAUACAAUAUAUAACGUCAUAAACACUUUCUCCUUCUUCUCUUUCUUUCUCUCUUUCUUUCUUUCUUUCACUCUUUCUGUCUCUCUGUCUUUCUUCCUUUCUUUCUCUCCAGCUUCCAUAUUUCCUAUUUUCCUAAACAGUUAUAAACGGAUGAAAACAACAUCCUUUUCACUAACACUAGUAGCCAGAUAAAAGAACGAUCUAGCUAAAUUUUUACUUUACUCUCUUC